GAGAAAAGUUCUAAAAGUAAAUUAAAAUGUUAAUACAAAAAAUGCUCGAACAUGCCUCGCAUUCGGAGUUAUGGAGUUUUGCGACGCUCCUCGCUGUUGCAUUAUCACUUUAUGGCUUAUGGGAUUAUAUCAAAUCGGUGCUACUUUCUUUAAAGCUAUCCGGACCAGAAGCUUUACCAAUACUCGGCAAUUGUUUGAUCAUCAAGGAGAAGGAUAUGCUUGCAAAGCGUGUAGCAACAGCUUUUGGUCUUUAUGGUCCUCUAAUUCGAAUUUGGGUAUUAUUGUUUCCCUUCUUUGCCGUCUUACAACCGGAUGACUUACAGGUGAUACUCUCUUCAAAGAAGCACACCGAGAAGGUGUUCUUUUACAGAUUGAUGCACAAUUUUCUGGGCAAUGGACUCAUUACGAGUAGUGGUGAAAAGUGGAAUGCACAUCGAAAGCUCAUACAGCCGAUGUUUCAUUUAACUAUUCUGGAGCGUUUCAUUGGAACAUUCGCGGAUGCUUCACAAACGCUUUUCGAGAAUUUGCUUGCGUCUGCCAAUGAGGAAGUGAAUAUUGCUAAAUAUAUAAAUAAUUGCGUUAUCGACAUCUUAAAUGAGGCUGUUUUGGGCGUACCAGUGAAGCGACAAGGCUCUGUGGUAGAUAUGAAUCAGUCGCCGUUUAGACAGGGCAAAGUGGUGGUGAACGAACGUUUUUUGCAACCUUGGCUACUCUUUGAGAGCAUUUACAAAUUUACGAAAAUAGCCUCGGAAGAGCUCGAUCAAAAGAAGCGUCUCGAUCAAUUCACACGCCAAAUGAUCAAACGUCGACGGGAAAUGAUGGAAAAUGGCGAAGUUAUCGUCCGCAAAUGUCUGCUAGAUUAUAUGAUUGAAAUUUCCUACAACAAUGCCGAUUUCACGGAAGACGAUAUUGUGGAUGAGGCGUGCACCUUUAUGUUGGCCGGUCAAGAUUCCGUUGGCGCUGCUGUUGCCUUCACACUUUUUCUGCUCGCUCAAAAUCCCGAAUGUCAGGAUAAGUGUAUGGCGGAAAUCAAUGAUAUUUUCAAAUAUGAUCAACGUGCGCCCACUAUGGGUGAUUUGCGCGAAAUGCGCUAUCUCGAGAUGUGCAUUAAAGAAGCUCUACGUUUAUGCCCUAGUGUGCCUCUGAUGGCACGUAAAUUGGGGGAAGAAGUACGACUGGGCAAAUACACACUGCCCGCUGGUAGUAAUAUUUUUAUUUGUCCUUACGCCACACACCGUUUGCCACACAUUUACCCCGAUCCCGAAAAGUUCGAACCCGAACGAUUUUCAGCACAAAAUUCAGAAACACGACAUCCUUACGCCUACAUUCCAUUCAGUGCUGGACCUCGCUAUUGUAUUGGCAACCGAUUUGCUAUCAUGGAAAUGAAAACGGUUGUUUCACGUUUGCUGCGGAGUUAUCAGCUGCUGCCGGUGGCGGGCAAGACCUCGUUCAAUGCCACAUUUCGCAUUACACUGCGUGCAUCCGGUGGUCUGUGGGUGCGUUUGAAGCCACGCGAAAAUCCUCUAGUUGAUUAUAGUAAUUAGAUGGAGAGUAGUUAGAACCUAAAAUUUACGUAUAAAAAUAAGGUAUGAGUGAAAAGUAGUUGUAGUGGUAUUCACAGUAUAAACGAAUAGAAAAAGCUGGAGUUAAACCUUAGUUUUAGAGUAUUUAUGAUUGUAUGUAAGAAUUAUACUUAAUCACUUGCUUGUAUGGAUCUUUAAAAGCCAAAAUAAUUUUCACUAUAAAGAGAACUAAAUUAUGCAAUCGAGUCCAUAAAUUAUGAGGAAAUUAAAAAAUUAUUGUUUAAAUUGGCGCCAAAGCGGUUUACGGCCGAGCUCCUCCUCCAGUUUGUGGUUUAGCGUCUUAAUGCUUUUCCAACAAAUGGAGUCACCUACAAUUUUUAGCCGCCUCAGAGCGGCCAAUGGAAGUUUUUGUGUGGAGAAUUAUUUUAAGGCAUAAAUACACUCGGAGAGCUUGAAAAUCUCUACCGAGAGGUGGUCGCAUUUAGAAAAAUGUUUUUUCUAAAAUUUUGGAUGUUGGUCGAACCAGGACUCAAAUGGCAGUAAGCAAUGCUAAUCAUUGCGCUGUCGCGGGUGCCAAUAAUUAGCCAACACUUCCUAAUGAGUGAAAUCAAUAUUAGUUUUAUAUAGUAAUGUAUGUAUGCAGUAAAAUGUAUGAUUUAUUUCAUAUUGUCUACGCACAAAAACUUGGCAUUUUAUUAAGAGACUCUCUAGUCUAAAUUUCAUGUAUUUAUAAGAAUGAACUAUAGAUAUAAGAGUUUUGUAAUAUUUUGUAUGAAUUAUGUUCUUUAAGUAACAUCAAAGCAAUAUUUAAUAUAAAUUCAAUAACUGGGAGUUUGAAGUUUGAAGCCUCGUUAGGCAGUUAGUUGGUAAUAUAGUAUUGCAUACUCGUUCGCAAACGGUACACGGCAUACCUUACUUAAAUAUGUUCGAAUUAAGAUUUCGCACAAUUUUCCAAAAAUACGUUCGGAAAAUGUUAAAUACUGUUUUUAGUAAAAUAAAAUUUUCAAAUACGCAUUUGUAUGGAAUUUUAAUU
Molecule: messenger RNA, 2556 nt
Organism: Ceratitis capitata (Mediterranean fruit fly)
Lineage: Eukaryota; Metazoa; Arthropoda; Insecta; Diptera; Tephritidae
Gene: Cyp4aa1
Product: probable cytochrome P450 4aa1
Exons: 5
Coding region: 27-1544 (505 amino acids)
Molecular function (GO): heme binding; oxidoreductase activity, acting on paired donors, with incorporation or reduction of molecular oxygen; monooxygenase activity
Source: RefSeq, a predicted model, not a curated record